This is a messenger RNA of Staurois parvus, 609 nucleotides long. The record is from the annotation of a GenBank genome assembly. Lineage: Eukaryota; Metazoa; Chordata; Amphibia; Anura; Ranidae.
AUGUCCCUUACAUUGGUGGUCAAUGGGAAGAAUGUCCCUUACAUUGGUGGUCAGUGGGAAGAAUGCUCCUUACAUUGGUGGUCAGUGGGAGAAUGCUCCUUACAUUGGAGGUCAAUGGGAAGAAUGCCCCUUACAUUGGAGGUCAAUGGGAAGAAUGUCCCUUACAUUGGAGGUCAAUGGGAAGAAUGCCCCUUACAUUGGAGGUCAAUGGGAAGAAUGCCCCUUACAUUGGAGGUCAGUGGGAAGAAUGCCCCUUACAUUGGAGGUCAGUGGGAAGAAUGUUCCUUACAAUGGAGGUCAGUGGAAGAAUGUUCCUUACAUUGGAGGUCAGUGGGAAGAAUAAUCCUUACAUUGGAGGUCAAUGGGAAGAAUGCUCCUUACAUUGGUGGUCAGUGGGCAGAAUGCCCUUACAUUGGAGGUCAAUGGGAAGAAUGUCCCUUACAUUGGAGGUCAAUGGGAAGAAUGUGCCCCUUACAUUGGGGGUCAAUGGGAAGAAUGUCCCUUACAUUGGGGGUCAGUGGGAAGAAUGUCCCUUACAUUGGGGGUCAGUGGGAAGAAUGUCCCUUACAUUGGUGGUCAAUGGAAAGUAUGCCUUCCCUUUGGGUAGGU